Colletotrichum navitas is the source of this 2492-nucleotide messenger RNA. RefSeq names its product amino acid permease. Gene Ontology annotation, cellular component: membrane. Gene Ontology annotation, molecular function: amino acid transmembrane transporter activity. The transcript has 5 exons. Gene Ontology annotation, biological process: amino acid transmembrane transport. The record is from RefSeq and is a predicted model, not a curated record. Bases 422 to 2059 code for a protein of 545 amino acids. Lineage: Eukaryota; Fungi; Ascomycota; Sordariomycetes; Glomerellales; Glomerellaceae.
GGGGGGAGUGGGCCGUAAUAUCGUCGGCCAAAGCUUGUCUUGUUGAUUUUCGUCCGAGGGUAGCCAAGGGUCUAGGUCUCAUGAAUGACUUGUCUCCCAACGCGGUGGCGUGGCCGGGCGGAUGGGUUGCAGCCUGCAGGCCAGAGAGUUCUGACCCCAUGGUACUGGAACAUCUUGUGGUAGGCAACCGGGGCCAAAGGAAGAUUGCGUCGUGCCAGAUAAUUUACUGUCUCCCACUCUUAUCACGAGCCGUCGAUCGCUGUUCUGUCCCGUUGCAUCUAUACAUAUAUACAUAUAUAUACCAGGGGUCUCUCGGCACCGGCCUUCCAGAACUCAAGCUUGUGCCUUCGUCCUUCACCGGCUUGUCCGUCUCUAUACCAUCAACGAGGGGUUCGAAGUAUAUUUGGAGACACCCGCCAAAAUGCCUUCCCCGCCCGUCGUCGUCGAUGACGAGAAAACCCACGCCAAGGAGCCUACCGUCGGCAGCUAUGAUGGCUCUCACGAUGAGGAGGUCGGCGUUGUCCACAAGGGCGAGACCCUCCAGCGAAACCUCAAGAACCGACACAUGCAGAUGAUUGCCAUUGGCGGUGCAAUCGGUGCUGGUCUCUUCGUCGGAUCCGGUGGUGCUCUUCGUUCCGGUGGCCCGGCUGCUCUGAUCAUUGGCUACCUGAUCGUUGCAGUCAUGUUGUUGUUCACGACCCAAGCUCUCGCUGAAAUGGCUGUCCUGUACCCUGUCAACGGUGCCUUCUACACCUACGUCUGCCGAUUCGUCGAUCCCUCCUGGGGCUUCGCCAUGGGCUGGGACUACGCCAUUGCCUGGCUGACCAUUCUCCCCUUUGAACUCGUCGCCGCUAGUAUCACCAUCAAGUUCUGGAGAGAUGACCUCAACAUGGGCAUCUGGGUCGCCGUCUUCUUCGUUGUCCUCGCCGUCAUCCAGGUCUUUGGCGUCCGAGGUUACGGAGAGGUCGAGUUCAUCCUCUCCAUCAUCAAGAUUAUCGCCUGCACGGGCUUCAUCAUCCUCGGUAUCGUCAUCAACUGUGGUGGCGUCGGCGACAAGGGCUACCUCGGUGCCAAGUACUGGCACGACCCGGGUGCUUUCCGGAACGGCUUCAACGGAUUCGCCGGUGUCUUCGUCGUGGCGGCCUUCGCUUUUGGCGGCACGGAGCUCGUCGGCCUCGCUGCUGCCGAGUCGGACAACCCCCGCAAGGCCAUUCCCCAAGCCAGCAAGCAGGUCUUUUUCCGCAUUGCCUUUUUCUACAUUGUCAAUCUCUUCAUCCUCGGCCUCAUCGUCCCCGCCGAUGACCCUCGUCUCUUGGGCUCCUCCGGCGCCAACACCAAGGCCUCCCCCUUCGUCCUCGCGAUCCAGGACGCCGGCAUCAAGGUCCUGCCAUCCAUCUUCAACGCCGUCAUCACCAUCUCCGUCAUCUCCGUCGCCAACAGCUGCACCUUCGGCUCCACCCGCACCAUGCAGGCCAUGGCCGAGCGUGGCAUGGCCCCGCGCAUCCUGGCCUAUGUCGACAAGCACGGCCGCCCCAUCUGGUGCGUCCUGAUCCAGCUCGCCUUUGGUCUGCUCGCCUUCAUCGGCGAGUCUGCCGACAGCAGCACCGUCUUCAACUGGCUCCUUGCCCUGUCCGGUCUUUCGUUCUUCUUCGUCUGGGGCUCCAUCUGCCUGUCACACAUCCGCAUGCGCAUGGCCUGGAAGGUCCAGGGCUACACGCUCGAACAGAUCCCCUACAAGGUACCCCUGGGCAUCUGGGGCAGCGCCAUCGGCUUGUUUCUCAACUGUGUCUGCCUCAUCGCCACCUUCUACAACGCUCUCUACCCCAACCCCAACGCGAAGCCCGACGCGAAGGCCUUCUUCCAGGCCUACCUCGCCGCCCCCAUCGUCUUGUUGCUCUACGUCCUGUGGAAGGUCAUCUCCCGCGACUGGACCCUGUACGUGCGCCUCCGCGAUGUCGACCUCAAGACUGGCGUCGUGCUGGCUGACCCCAGCGACGAGCCCGAGCCCACAAAGACCUGGACCAACCUCCCUCGCCGCAUGCUUGGCGGCCUGUUUUAGACAACGGCAGAAAGGAGAGCGCAGUCUCGGCUGUGCGCAAUCCCCCAUCUUCACUUGAGAAGGGGAUGGUGUUACAUUAGGAAAGCGUGAUGGAGCUUGUAAGAAGGAGAGAAUGUGGUAGCUGGAGGCAACAAACUGACCCGGGUCGGGAGACCGCGGGAGCAUUUCAUAAUACAUAACACUAAUUAUGAUCCCCAUCAAACAAACAAUCCGGCAGCACUACGCCCCCUUCGUCAAAGCUCGCGGAAUGGUGCUGGCCCUCUAAACUUGACACCUCGAGGCCGCAUUCGGCAACUCAAAUCACUUCGGUCAACUUGAGAUGCCAAGGGCAGCUGCACACAGAACAGGUAUUUAGUGAAUACAUAUUUGGCCACAAUACAUGCAAGCGUAUACAAACACAUUCUGUGUCUUUGAAAAAAGACUAUUCUUCCUG